Molecule: messenger RNA, 1466 nt
Organism: Populus euphratica (Euphrates poplar)
Lineage: Eukaryota; Viridiplantae; Streptophyta; Magnoliopsida; Malpighiales; Salicaceae
Product: G-type lectin S-receptor-like serine/threonine-protein kinase At4g03230
Exons: 8
Coding region: 1-1293 (430 amino acids)
Biological process (GO): protein phosphorylation
Cellular component (GO): plasma membrane
Molecular function (GO): ATP binding; protein serine/threonine kinase activity
Source: RefSeq, a predicted model, not a curated record
AUGAACUUGCUCUUCAAGGGAUGCUUCAAGAAGGGUUUGCUUAGAUGCAAAACAACUAUUUAUAGAGCAUAUAUCCUAAAGACAGGAAGUAAUUGGAAGAUUGGGAUAGUGGCAUUUGCUGCAUGUGCUCCUGUAGUGGUGAUUGUAAUUGUCAUUGGGUCUUGCAUUGUAUGUCUGCUGAAAGAAAGACGACAACAAAGAGGCGUGGAAAGAAGUCACCUAGCAUUACUACAGGAAUUGGCCUGUCCAAGAGGGGUCACAAUGACAGAUGAAGGUCAGUUGGUAAGUUCUGAGGACCUGCCUUUCAUGGACUUGACUACUAUCAGAGCAGCUACAGACAACUUCUCCGAUUCAAAUAAGCUUGGACAAGGUGGGUUUGGCACUGUUUAUAAGGGUGUGUUACCAGAUGGGAAAGAAAUAGCUGUUAAAAGGCUGUCAAGGAAGUCAUGGCAAGGCUUAGAGGAGUUCAAGAAUGAAGUCAAAGUAAUUGCAAAAUUACAGCACCGAAACCUUGUGAGGCUAUUGGGAUGUGGCAUAGAAGGAGAUGAAAAGCUGCUCAUAUAUGAAUUCAUGCAUAACAAAAGCCUUGAUAUCUUUAUCUUUGAUGCCGAAAGACGCGCACUUCUUGAUUGGGAUACAUGUUACAACAUAGCUGGUGGGAUUGCUAGAGGACUUCUUUACCUGCACGAGGAUUCCCGGCUUAGAAUCAUUCACCGGGAUUUAAAACCUAGCAAUGUGCUACUAGACCAUGAAAUGGUUGCCAAGAUAUCAGACUUUGGCAUGGCUAGAAUUUUCUGCGAAAACCAGAACAAAGCUAACACUAGAAGAGUAGUAGGAACAUUCGGGUAUAUGGCUCCGGAGUACGCAAUGGGAGGGCUCUUCUCAGUGAAAUCAGAUGUCUUCAGCUUUGGUGUUAUACUACUGGAGAUCACAAGUGGAAAAAGAAGUAGUGGCUUUUAUCUCUCAGAACAUGGCCAGACACUCUUAGCAUAUGCGUGGAGAUUGUGGAAUGAAGGGAGAGAAAUGGAAUUAGUGGAUCCUUCGUUGAUGGACAGUAGUCAAACAGAAGGGAUUGUGAGGUGCAUACAUGUUGGGCUGUUAUGUGUGCAGGAAGAUCCAGCAGACAGGCCUACAAUGUCAUUUGUGGUUCUAGCUUUGGGAAGUGACCCAAUAGCUCUUCCUCAGCCGAAACGACCUGCUUUCUCUCUAGGUAAAAUGGUUCCAAUCUACAAGUCUUCACCAACAGAUCCUUCUGUAAAUCAAAUGACUGUUUCUGGUAUCGCACCGCGCUGAUUGUUAAUAAGAUUGCCACUGUUCUUGUCAAUGUCUGCGGCAAUAGGUGUGGUUUAGAAUAGCUAGUUUCUUAGCCAUUUUGUUAAGAUCUCAAAAUGGUGAAUAGAAGACCUCAAAUUGUGUAUAAUAACAAUGUGUCUGAAUAGCUAGUUGGAAUUAUAAGGGUUCUAACA